CGUCAAUAUUUUCGAUUGUCGAAAUGUCGUUUAGUAGGCUAUGUUAGUAGUAGGGCAAAUUUUAACCAUGCAAUAUUUUUUCUGCUGAGGGCGAUUAAGCCUUUAAGUGCGUCGUUUCGUCUCACAUUGCCAUGUUGAUUUAUGUUAAGUGGCCGCAUUGAAAAGCGGACUUUAGAGAGCCAGGUAGUCAAAACUCAUGAAAACUUUAAUAUCGAAAAAAAGCAAAACAGAACAAAUCUUCCAAUCCAAAUAAAAGGGAGCUCUGAGCCCCAUUAGAGCUAAAAGUUCAGUUACGAAGAGGCGGAUGAAAUCUCAGUUGUGAGAAACUACAUCUGCACGCGUACCUCAGUGAAGUGAUAUUAGUACAGGCUCAGUUGUGUUGCUGGUAGCUGCUGACUCUCGGUUCUAAAGUGAAAUCGACAAGUGACAUUAAAAAGGUUUUUGACACCUUCGUGCUUAAAAUGAGUGUCUUCAGAAGGUGCGGUUGCCUAUUAAUUUUAUGGACCAUGAUUGCAGGCCUAUUGGAUGCCAAUUACCGGCCCCCAACACAUGGUGCCAUGUUCAAGGUCAAGGAUCAAACGCCUUUUUCAUCGAAGCGACUAACGGGCGAACGGGACAUCUCGUUUGGUUUUCGUACUUCAACAAAAUUCGGUCGGGAGAUGUCACCUUUCAUCAAAAUGGAUGGCCGGAAAAUUCUUCCAUUGAGGUUGCUCAAGAGAUUUGGUCGAGGCAGGAGGAUUCAAUGAAGUCCGCCUUAGAACGAAUUAUUAAGCCUGUUUUUCCUAGAUUGAUUCGCACAGGAAGUGAAGCGGACAUCUCCCCUGAAUGUCAGGCCGCUAUGCUAAAAAUGAUACUUGGCGUGCGUUCACUGAAAACAUGGGCGCUUCAUAUGGUGGACGCAUCGGGAAAGCUUCCCAACGGGCUCUUUUCUGGAACAGCAGCUACCCUGGGGCAUUUUGAGCAGUGUUUAGCCGUUUCUGUGGGCGAUGAAGACGAUGGUGGAUUCAGGGGCAAGUAUUGCUACGUGAAAACGGCAGCGCCAAAUCUCCCACGGCCAACCUAUAACUCGUCGGAAAUCGUUGAGGACAGUGAGUCUAUUCUGAAUUGGUUUUAUCGAAAUGCAUAUUGGAUCCAGCAGUUUGGUUCGCGCCUCGGUGUUUGCGUGCCCUCGCACUGUACAAAUGAGGAUAUCAGCAAAAUGACUAACUACGCGUUCUCAUCUAUCAACGGCGCAGCAAAAGUGCUAGACUGCUAUGUGGACGAAGGUUGGACGUUUGAUGGACUACAGAAGGUCGUAAUUUGUUGCGUGGGGCUUAUGUUGGCCUUUUGCUUGACAUGUACAAUCUACGAACUUUUCUCUACAACCAACAAGUCUUCUAGGACCCACCUUCUUCUGCUUAAUUUCUCUGCGAUACAAAAUUCCGGAAAGAUAUUUAAGAUGAGCUCGUCAAAACGGAACAUUCGUUGUCUGUAUGGCAUACGAACAAUCUCGUGUGGGUGGAUCGUUCUUGGACAUAUUUACUUCAUGACAGACCUCGAUUCAUUUGCAAGAUUCGCCAGUCUUCGCAAACUGGAAGACUUGUUCAGCAGCUUUCUAUUCACAGUCGUUGAGAAUUUUUCACUUCCUGUUGACACGUUUUUUGCUAUUACUGGGCUCCUGUUGAUAUGGACAUCGCGAGAUGACGAAUUAAAACCGUUCUCAUACAGGUCCUGGGCAUCACAGGUCUUCCGCAGGAUUUACAGAAUUUAUCCAUGUUACCUGCUGCUACAUGGGCUCUACAUUUUGAUGCCAGCUUUCGGACAGGGUCCUAUGUGGAACGAGGUAUUCUCAAAUAUCCGUCGAAACGUCUAUGAAACAAGUUGGACAAACUUAAUAUUCGUAAAUAACUUUGUGCAGUGGAGUGACAACCUUAUGCUCCACUCAUGGUUCAUAGCUGUCAAUAUGCAGCUCUUCAUAGUAGGAGUGCCAUUAGCACAUGCCUUGCGGCGUCGUCCGCGUCUAACGAGCGUCAUCAUGGCAAUGGCGUCAUUGCUCGGGUGCGUCGUCGUUUGCAUCACACUUGCUGUGAAUGAAUAUCCACCUGCUAUGCUUAUGAUGACCGCACAAUAUGACAAAGCGGUAAAUUUCAUCAGCUAUGUCUAUUAUAUGCCGUAUACACACCUUGGACCUUUCUGUAUGGGAAUGCUUCUAGGCUAUCUACUCACCGAAGGAUACUCUCCAAAAUUAAACACAGUUCAAAUAUUGCUGGGUAAUAUCUCAGCACUUCUUCUGAUGGCAGUCUCUGUAUUCGGAGCAUAUCCAUUUCGUGCAGGAUGGCCAAUCGACUACAAAUGGAUUGUGCUAUAUGGAGGCUUUCAUCGAAUUGUUUGGACUGCCGGGGUAUGCUGGUUUAUCCUAACAUCUGUAACAGGCCAAGGUGGAAUAAUUUCAGCGUUUUUGUCUGCUGACCUCUUUCAGCCGUUUUCAGUGCUUUCUUUUACAGUUUACCUCCUUCACCCUGCGCUUAUUAUUGUCUACGUCGCUCUGACAAAAGAAAUUCAGCAACUCGACCACUUCUAUAUGACUGUCUUGUUUCUGGGAAUAUGGACGUUGUCACAUAUGGCCGCCUACGUAAUGUGCACAAUCGCAGAAUUGCCUUUUGCGGGACUUGAAAAACUACUAAGGGAAAAACCUAUGAACAACCUUAAGAUAAGCACCAACAAGAAGCAGAAAGAAUCGAGGCGAAAGGAUCUUGUUUGCAUAGACGGCGUCGCUAGCAAUUUCGAGGGUGUCAUGGGUCAGUGCGAGCACGAAAGCGUCGGUAAGGUUUCACAUUCUAUUUUUCGGAUUAUAGAGCAGCCUACUAAGACAUUUUUCAUCGGUCAAGAUCAACACAGAUUGAAUCGCCCACAUGAACAUUAUUAUACAAAACCGACCAUCUGUGGAGGUCUCCAGCCACCUCAAAUGACGUCCGGCAAGCUGGAUUCGAAGACGUUUGCUAAAUAUAAGUUUUAAAAUGUAUGUCGUUAUGCUACUGAGAACUGUAAAUUAUGUAUAAAAGAAUUCUCAAUUUGACUUGCUAUCUUACGCCGCAGAGUGACCGUCGUGUGAACGGGAUAGGUGCUUGCAUAUUGUGUACAGAAUAUACAUAUAGAGUAAGUAGAUUGGGUUAUAUGGAUUAAAAUUUGCUUAACGCUGUUCUUUGAAAACAGACGAUAUCACGUCAGAAAAACAAAUUAUACUAGUUUAUCUAAAACUUUCCUACGAUCUGGCUCAAAUGGCCGGACUACAAUUCUUAUCUUUAAGAUCGAAUGAUUUUUUAAGAAAAUAUCAGUUAAAUGCACUUAUGUCUUUAGUCCAUAUAGCCCCACGAGGUAUGGCUAUUUGGACCAAAGGUGGGGCAAUAUGAGUCACUAAUAAACUAAGUUAAAGAAGCCGAUUAUUUGACAACCUGGGUAGGAAAACUCUUUUUUUUCUUCGAAAGGCCAAUGAUAAUGGCGCUGGGAUCAUGAAUUAUUUAUAACCAAGGAAGGUAGGUCAAAGAUUACUGUUCGUCUUCCAUAAGUCUAUAUGAGUAUUUUGUUGCGCAGUCUGAAAUCGGGUCCCUAAUCCUUUAACGAACUGCAUUGUGUUUGAGAAGUACGAUCAACAGUAGCAAUGUGCGUACUGCUUUACAAAACCAACUUGAUGUAUUGAAUCCUGUAAAACUGUCAUGUUUACAUGACAGAAUAUGUGUUACAUGUCAGAAUAAAUAAUUACCCAUAGUAAAUUCUGAUCCAUGAUGGUGAUCGUCCGCAGUGUCGGCAAUAUUGUUUUGUGCCAAUGACAUUCUAAGAAAGUCGUCAAAAUAGCUUUCAAAAGAAACGACACGUAGUAAAGCAAAUGUGAAGAUAUGAUAGGCAAAACUAGUAGAAAAAUUGUCUGGUUAUUUUCCUUUUUAUCAUUUGACAAAGAUUCGGAAAAAAGCAGAAAUACAUAGCCGUUCCACAUAACCUUACUUUUUUAAAAUUUGGACAAGAGAGAAAACCCGCCUUUCGCUAUAUAUACUUUAUACACUACAAUGUUAGUAGUAACGUGGAAUUUAAAUAGCUCCCAUGCGUACCGUUUUUAAAAAGCGAUGAAGACACCUCAGAAAAAGUGUUAAAUCUGUAAAAAAAAAACGUCAUCAUUAAUUGGUUGGAGCAGUUUCGACGAAAUUUUGUCCUGUAACUGAAAUCAAGACAUUAACUUAUACCAACGUGAGGUUAUGCAACUUGAAUAAUUCAGUAUAAUUGAGGCCCCUGUAAACAGAAAUCCCUAUGUUGGAAAUACGCUAGGAGUCAGGAAUAACAAUAUAACAAACGAACCUGACACCACGAAAGACUGCUGGAAAGAAGAACACUUUAUAAUGUAAAAUUUGGUAAAAUCUAGAAAAACGGUAUAUAUAUAUAUGCAUAUAUAUAAAUAUAUAUAUCAGGACUCUCAUGAACGAAGAUAGCGAUAGGUCGUACGCCCAGAUAAUUGUUGAAAAACUUUUAAUAAAACCAGAUCUACUUUGUGUAAUAUAUCAGUGCAUUCCAGGUGCAUUUUUUACAUGAAAGUGCAAGGAAAAUACAAAUUACAGCAGCACCGUGGUCUACAAUUAUCGCGCACCCAUUGGUGAUAUGACCUUUGUGGUAGCUGACAUCUUGGUCAGGAUCAAAACAAAAAUUAAAACAAUACAUGGUCACUUGUUUUUUCGUUAAAUAGAACAACGUCCAGUUGUUUGAGCUUUUACGUACUCAUGCGCUGUGAAUUUAGUGUCCUCUGGUAACAGUGUUAAAAAGGAACACUAAUUACGUAAGCUCCUCCUUUAGGGCAUGCAAAAAUAUAUCGAAAACAAUAAUUGUGAUAUGACUAGAUAUUUCCAAAUA
Molecule: messenger RNA, 4872 nt
Organism: Varroa destructor (honeybee mite)
Lineage: Eukaryota; Metazoa; Arthropoda; Arachnida; Mesostigmata; Varroidae
Product: nose resistant to fluoxetine protein 6-like
Molecular function (GO): acyltransferase activity, transferring groups other than amino-acyl groups
Source: RefSeq, a predicted model, not a curated record